AUGCCCAAAGCCACGGAGAUUCUGUACUAUUUGGUGCAUUUUCAGGAGUUGCGCUCAAUUGUUCAAUGGAAAGUGUGGCACAACCCUGUCCAUGAGCGAAACGAGUCGACGGAGACGGAGGCUGCUAAGAUCUGUUUCGAGUAUCUAGACAAGACCAGUCGGAGUUUCAGUGCUGUCAUUAAAGAACUACACCCCGAACUCCUGUUACCGAUCUGCCUCUUCUAUUUAGUGCUUCGCGGCCUGGACACCAUUGAAGAUGACACCUCGAUUCCUGCGACGACCAAAGAGCCCCUGCUGCGGAAUUUCCAUGCGAACCUCGAAGUCGAUGGCUGGCAUUUCGAUGGUAACAGGCCUGAAGAAAAGGACCGUGAUCUGUUGGUGAAUUUCAGAUACAUUAUCGAAGAAUUCAAAAAAACAAAGCCUGCGUACAGAGAAGUCAUAAAAGAUAUCACGCAGAAGAUGGGAAAUGGAAUGGCGGACUAUUGCUUGAAUGCUGAAUUUAAUGAAGUCGGAGUCAACACCGUGGCAGAAUACGACCUUUAUUGCUAUUAUGUGGCGGGUCUUGUUGGGGAAGGAUUGACCCGAAUCUUUGUGGAAAGCAAAUUCGCCAAUCCGGGCCUUCUGGAGAGACCUCAGCUGCACAAAUCGAUGGGGCUCUUCCUGCAAAAGGUCAAUAUCAUCCGAGACAUCCGCGAAGACUUUGACGACAAGCGCAAAUUCUGGCCUAGAGAGAUCUGGUCGAAAUACGUCGACCGGUUCGAAGACUUGUUCAAGCCGGAAAACAAAGAGAAGGCGCUGAGCUGCCAGACGCAUAUGAUCCUCAAUGCGCUUGAACAUGCCGACGACUGCCUCUUCUACCUGGCUGGGCUGAAGGAGCAGAGUGUGUUCAAUUUCUGUGCCAUCCCACAAUCCAUGGCUAUUGCCACACUGGAUCUUUGCUUCAGGAAUUACGCCAUGUUCCAACGCAACAUCAAGAUCACCAAGGGCGAAGCAUGCCAACUCAUGAUCGAAUCGACACAGAAUCUGCAGGUGGUAACGCAGGUGUUUCGGAAACAUUUACAUUCCAUCCGCAAGAAGAACCGACCACAAGAUCCCAAUUUCUUGAAGAUCAGCAUCGUGUGUGGAAAGGUGGAAAAGUUUAUUGAAACCAUAUUCCCAUCCCAGAAGGUGGACGAGAUCCUGGCCAAGGCUCGGGCUGACGAGAGUCGUGCAGCUCUUGCAGCUAUUGCAGCAAAGGGGGAGACGGCGAGAGAAGCGGACAACAACAGAAAAGACACCCUGUUCUUAUUUGCUGCAGUAUUGUUGAUGAUGUUGGUCAUGUCAGGGUCUAUGCUAUUCCUUGCUUGGCUCCUGGGGGCUCGAUUCGAUGUGGGCCUUGAAGAGCUGAAAAAGACCUGGAGUCUGUUGACCAACGGAACUUUUCUUCAAGCAUCGGGUCCGACGCAACCUGCACCGCAUUCCAGUGGCCAUGGUGAGCUAUAA
Messenger RNA from Capronia coronata CBS 617.96, 1482 nucleotides. RefSeq names its product farnesyl-diphosphate farnesyltransferase. The transcript is spliced from 3 exons. Gene Ontology annotation, molecular function: squalene synthase [NAD(P)H] activity. The coding region runs from base 1 to 1482 and encodes 493 amino acids. The record is from RefSeq and is a predicted model, not a curated record. Gene Ontology annotation, cellular component: endoplasmic reticulum membrane. Lineage: Eukaryota; Fungi; Ascomycota; Eurotiomycetes; Chaetothyriales; Herpotrichiellaceae. Gene Ontology annotation, biological process: farnesyl diphosphate metabolic process; ergosterol biosynthetic process.